Messenger RNA from Astyanax mexicanus (Mexican tetra), 2738 nucleotides. RefSeq names its product synaptogyrin 1a (gene syngr1a). Gene Ontology annotation, cellular component: synaptic vesicle membrane; neuromuscular junction. The record is from RefSeq and is a predicted model, not a curated record. The transcript is spliced from 4 exons. The coding region runs from base 376 to 957 and encodes 193 amino acids. Lineage: Eukaryota; Metazoa; Chordata; Actinopteri; Characiformes; Acestrorhamphidae.
CGCGCGCGGGUGGAUAGCUUGACAGUACUGAACGCGUGAGCGCGCGCGCGCGCGUGUGUGUGUGUGCGCGUGUUUACUCCGCGCGCGCUCUCUCCACCCUUCGGACGGAAUAAGAGAGAGAGAGAAAGAGAGAGAAGAGAGGGUGAGCCCCGACACCGGCUCUGAGAAUAAACUACUGUGGAAGAGAAAGAGAGAGAGAUAGAGCGGAGGAAAAAAAGGAAGAAGGGAAGGAGAGAGAGAGAAAGAGAGAAGACUGUUUACCCCAGAAGACAACGGUUGCUUUUAAUUUCCAAGGUCAAACCGUCCAGCCCGCAAAACCGUUAAACCGCACAGACGCGCUCAGAGACUGGGAGGUGACGGAGCAGCGCGCCGAGGAUGGAUCAGGCGUACGGAGCGGGCAAGGCUGGAGGAGCCUUCGACCCGCUGGCCUUCUUCCAGCAGCCGCAGACCAUCCUGCGCCUCGUGUGCUGGAUCUUUUCCAUCGUGAUCUUGGGCUGCAUAGCUAAUGAAGGUUAUGUGAACCGGCCAGACGAGGUGGAAGAAUACUGCAUCUUCAACCGCAACCAGAAUGCCUGUAACUACGGUGUGGCUAUGGGCUCGCUGGCUUUCCUCAGCUGCGCAGCAUUCCUGGCCCUCGAUGUCUACUUCCCACAGAUCAGCGGAGUCAAAGACCGCAAGAAAGCUGUCCUCGCUGACAUCGGCCUCUCAGCAUUCUGGUCUUUCAUAUGGUUUGUCGGGUUCUGCUUCUUGACAAACCAGUGGCAGGUGGCCAAACCAGAAGAUAACCCCUUAAAAGAAGGUGCAGAUGCAGCAAGAGCAGCCAUCACCUUCUCUUUCUUCUCCAUCUUCACCUGGGGAGCUCUAACUUUUCUGGCUCUGGAGCGUCUAAAGCGAGUAUCGUUUGAAGAGGAGUACGACAAACUCUUCACCCCUCAAACUCCUCCCCCUUUUGUUUAACAUGCAACAGUAUAUCUACAUCUGCUUACAUCUGUGACAUCUAUUCUCUCUGUUUGUGGCAUGAUCCACUUUCACACUUUCUUAGUGUGUUUGUGCGGACUGUUGUAUUUAAGAAGGACGACCACAGUACAUAUACACUUACUAACUGGAUAUUGGAUCUGAUCAGGUCUGUUCAAUAAUGGUGGAUUGCAUCAGGAGUUAAGUACAGUUAAUACAGACUGUUACAUAGGAAGAAAUAUUAAUUCAUGCAGAUAUUGCUACAGUGCACCAACGUGUCCAAAUAGUUUUUUUCUUUUGGUUGUUUUAUUUUUAGAGUCACAAUCAGGGAUUAGUGACAUCGGUUUUUUAAAAGACUAUUUGUGUAACCUGCACUUUGUAGUUCAGUUAAAUCAAAGUCUGUUCUGUGAUUUGAUUGGGCAGGUGUGAAUACAGGUUUGUUUGUGGUAAUAAUUUGAUCUGUCCUCAGUCUGACCCAACUAUCAUCUGGUUCGAGCUAAGUGGCUGUACAGGUGCAGUUUAACCUGAUAUAUUGUGUGGAUAUUUAAUAGAGCUAUGAACAAAUGCCAUUGUUCCUAUGUGGUCUAAGGUGUAAAAACAUAAAUUUUUGCUAUAUUCCCUGUUGUUUACUACAAAAACGAGACAUAAUAUAUGGUUUAUUUUCUUUAUGUUGGUGAACUAAUACAUUUCUUUUGUACUCUUGUGGUUCUGAAAUGAUUUUAUUUGAUUUAUUUCAUUUAUUUCAUUUAUUGUAUUCAGUUUUAUUUACAGCUUUGACAAGUGUUCACAUUUAGAAUAACUGGACAAAAAGACGUAAACGUAUACCCUGAUGUAAAGUGAUGUGGUCAAGUGAUGCUAAAGCUGCUCUUACACUGUAAACAGUAUGCACUGUGCUUGCUAGUUGGGUGCAAAAGUGGGAGGUAAGAGGUCAUUUCUGUAGUUAAUAGAAAGAAAAGAACAUUUUGAUUUAGGCUAUAUAUAUGUUUUGUAUAUUAUUGUACUUGUUGUACAGCUCUUUGUGUUCAUAAAUACAUUGGAAAAAAAGCAUUUCUCUGUGCUGACACAUCCACUGCUUUCUUAUUGGAUACACUGAAACACAGCAAACGUUUAAACAUUCAAGCUGUAUUUGACACUGUGCAAUAUAUGCAAGCCCAGCAAUUCAUUUUCAUGGUUCAGUGUGAAAGCAGCUUAAGUCAGAAAGUACUGAAAUUACUAAAUUGUGUCUUAUUUGUUCAUAAACUGGACCAAGCUUCUCAAGAAUGUGCUUUGCCUAAUUUAGUCCUGAACACUGAUCUCAUCAGGUCAUAACCCUGUGUAGGGACAUGACCUUUUUCCUGUUUCUGCAUCCACAUCUGACCUCUAGAGGGCGCUGCCACAUUACGAUAUUACUAUGGCUGCUGCAAUUAUUCGCUUUGACUUGAGCUGUUUUGUAAAAUAUAUUUCCUUUAUUUGAUAUCAGUAUUAUUGUAUGACCUGAUUUCUUAUUUUUAGGCAUCAUUCCAAUCAUAUUUGUUUACUAUUCAAAGUAUCUUCUGUUCAUACAACAUACAACUACCUGCACUGCUGUUUUAUAAGUUUAUAUCAAAACUGUAACAGGUGGUUCAUAUCUAGUUGAAAUAUUGAAGUAAACAUCUAAAAAAUGAUAAAUUUAAGUCUGCAUUGCUUAUAUUUUUUAGACAUUCCAAAUCUUUGUAUUGUAGUGCAUUUGUCUGGCUUGACAGAUUUUGUGAUUAUUAUAUAUGUGCUGCUCAUUACCUCCAGUUUUUUGCUUUUUUUAUUAAACA